This is a messenger RNA of Solanum tuberosum (potato), 2007 nucleotides long. RefSeq lists its product as uncharacterized. The coding region runs from base 206 to 1798 and encodes 530 amino acids. The record is from RefSeq and is a predicted model, not a curated record. The transcript is spliced from 3 exons. Gene Ontology annotation, molecular function: metal ion binding. Lineage: Eukaryota; Viridiplantae; Streptophyta; Magnoliopsida; Solanales; Solanaceae.
AGAGGGGGACUGACUGACCCCCCAUUAUUGAAAACUGGCGAUACCCAACUUUUCUUUAACCCUUUAUUUUGUAUAUUUCUCCCUCUCUCUGUAGUGGGUAUAAGCUUUUUCACUGAGAGUGAGUGAAUUCCCAUUUGGGUUUUGUAUAAUACAUUCAGUUUACUCACUUGUACAGUGAAUUUUACGAAAAGGGUCGUCGCCGGAAAUGGGUAUUUUCGCCGGAGAGUCGUCGUUGUCGUAUUCAGGGAAGCUGAAGAGAGUAGUAAAAAAGAUUCUUGUUCAGACUUGUGGGUCAUUUCGUUGUGGAUACCAAAACCCUCCUUCUGAUGAACCUGAUAACAACAACAACAACACCUCUGAGUUUCCAUAUCCGGCGAAUAAUCUCGAGCUGUUUAAUCAUACUUCUGUAAUUAAUCCCUCACGAUUAGAUUCUACUACUAACACACCUUCUAACAAGAACUUUUGUCCAAUAUGCCUGGAUUCAUUGAGCUAUAGCUGCGACAGCAGCCCAGGACAGGCUAUAUUCACAGCACAGUGCUCUCAUGCUUUUCACUUCGCUUGCAUAUCAUCCAACAUCCGCCAUGGCAAUGUUACUUGCCCCGUUUGCCGUGCACAUUGGACCCAGCUACCUCGGACAUUGAAGAUGCAUUAUUCUCCUCACAGCAAUCAGGCUGAUCCCAUUCUCCAGAUUCUUGAUGAAUCAAUUGCUACUUCUCGGGUACAUAGACGUUCCUUUUUACGUUCUGCUCGCUAUGAUGAUGAUGAUCCAGUCGAGCCUGACCAUACAUCAAAUAUUCACCGUUUGCAUCUAUCUUUAUCACCUGUCCCUCACAGUACCUCUGUGUUUGAUCCUUGCUCAAAUCCGAAGUCUAGCUUUAGUUCAUGCCAUUAUCCUCAGCAUUGUUUAGAACCUUCACAAUCAGCAGCACAACAUUUUGUAGAAACUGGGCUGUCCCCCCUGGUUUGCAGCUCCUCUAGUAGUGCGUAUCUUUGCUUAAAAUUGGCACAUCAGCCAGCCACUGACUUAGUCUUAGUGGCAAGCCCAAAUGGACCUCACCUGAGGCUUAUGAAACAAGCCAUGGCAUUUGUGGUAUUUUCAUUGCGGCCUAUAGACCGUUUGGCUAUUGUUACCUACUCUUCUGCCGCAGCACGUAUCUUCCCUCUCAAGUGCAUGACCUCUUACGGGAAACGCACAGCACUUCAAGUUAUUGAUAGACUGUUUUAUAUGGGCCAAGCUGAUCCAGUAGAAGGACUCAAGAAAGGAGUAAAGAUACUAAGAGAACGCAGCCACCAAAAUACUCAUUCUUUUAUUCUACAUCUUUCUGACAAUCCAACAAGAUCUUUCCAUGGGUUUCACUUGGAACUUCCCAUUACAAUCCAUAAGUUUCAUGUGGGAUUUGGAUUUGGUACUUCAAAUGGAUUCGUCAUGCAUGAGUUUGAGAGAUUUCUUGCUAAAAUACUAUGUGGUGCAGUUAGAGAUAUUGCAUUGAUGAUUGGAGAGGACACAAGGAUCGUGAGGCUUGGAGAAUUGCGAGGGGGUGAGGAGAGGAGAAUUCCAUUGCUUUUGGAAGAGUUAGACAAAGUUCGCGUGGUAUAUACCUACAUUGAUUGCAUGAUGGAUGAUUCUGUUAAAACAGGUGAAGUUGUAGUCGGAGUUGGUGACAGGAAAGAACUGACGGAUACUAUUGACAUUGUUGAGAACACUGGUGGAAGAAGUAGCAGCGUUGAGGGCUGGGAAUAUCAUGAUCCAUUCAUGGCUAGACGAUGGGCUAAGCGUCUACAUGGCUAUCGGAUAUGAUGCUCAUGUCCCUGAAGUCCUUGAUCCCAUGAGGCUGAUCUAUUAAUUGAACAAACAUUUUUUAGAAUCUGCAUUAUAGGUGUGUGAUCUUGAAAUACAUGAAGAUAGUUUCUUGUAUAUCUGUGUUCCCAAUUUUUGUAUUAAAGAAUCUCAGAUGAUUGAUUGAACUGUUAUGAAGUGUUUAAUGUUUUACAAGGUACUUUCCCCAA